GUGAAGCUUAUAUGUUUACUAUGCUGAUAAAUCCGUUUUAUUAAAGCAAUUACAAAUGGAAACUAAGUACUUAUCAAUGUAAACUGGGCAAAAGCGCCAUUAACACGGAUAUAUAAAAGCUUCGUAACUGUUAGUUAACGUUAGCUCACCGGCUGUUGAUACUGUUGCAGAGCUCAGGUUAUGUCAGGUUGCAGACAGAGUGGACACUACACUGCGCAGUUUGAGAAAGAAAGUCUAAGCUAACAUUCAGUUGAAUACUUUAUCAGCUGGUGCUCUGCUGACUCCUCCACCUCAGACUGCAAGCCUUGAGCCAUGUCAGUGAGCUCACUUCUGCUGAACCGCCGUGCAGCUGUGGGCUGCUGCAGGGUGUUGUGUGGUGCUUCUCAACCACUUGUCCACAUUAGAUUGGCCAGUGUAGCUGAUCCAGGCACAAGAAGAUCCGAAGAAGAACAACUAUGGGAGGCAGCAGGCUCUCUGCCGUUCUCCAGAGCCAAGAUAGGAUCUUUCUUUCAGGAGAGGCCAGUGCUGAAGAACCCAUUUCUAGAGGAUGCCUUGCUCAGGGGAUACCUGAGGAGACACCUCCCCCAGGAGGCAGCUUUCUCAGACCUGUGUGCAUUUGGAGAGCGAGUGGCAAAUGAGGUGGACGAGUGGGGCCGAGAGUGUGAGGUUUCUCCUCCACGGUUGGUGCAGUUUGACCCCUGGGGUCGCAGAGUGGACCACAUUGUGACCUCCCCAGCUUGGAAACGUAUGAAAGACCUGUCAGCACAGGAAGGACUGGUUGCCAUUGGCUAUGAAAAGUCAUUUAGAGAGUGGAGUCGUGUGUACCAAAUGAGCAAGCUGUACAUCUUCUCCCCCUCCUCUGGGCUCUACACCUGUCCUCUGGCUAUGACCGAUGGAGCUGCUAAAGUCAUCCAGUCCACAGGUGUUUCGUGGCCAGUAGAUGAAGCCUACAGUUGUUUGACCACCCGUCAGCCUGAACGUUUCUGGACGUCUGGACAGUGGAUGACAGAGAGACAGGGAGGAUCUGAUGUAGCCAGCGGAACAGAGACGGUGGCUGUUCCCCAGACAGAUGGUUCAUACAAACUACACGGCUUCAAGUGGUUCACCUCAGCUACAGACGCAGACAUGACUCUCACGCUGGCCAGAGUGCAGGACAGAAUAGGAGCAAUCACACCGGGCAGCAGAGGUUUGUCUUUGUUUUACGCAGAGGUGAGUAGAGACGAGGAUGGCCGGCUGAAAGGUAUUGAGGUUCAGAGACUGAAGGACAAGCUGGGCACAAGACAGAUGCCGACUGCUGAGCUGCUGCUGGACGGCUUGCCGGCACACAGGCUCUCAGAGGAAGGUAGAGGUGUGGCCUCCAUAGCGAACAUGUUGACAAUAACCCGGAUCCACAACAGCAUCUCUGCUGCAGCUGCAAUGAGAAGGGUGGUCCAGUUAGCUCGUGACUAUGCCACCCGCCGCACUGCCUUUGGAAAGCUUCUUAAAGACCACCCGCUGCACAUGCAGACUCUGGCCAGGAUGGAGGUGGAGACUCGUGGAGCGUUCCUCCUGGUGAUGGAUGUGUGUCGUCUGUUGGGCCGAGAGGAAAGCGGCAUGGCGACGCAGCUUGAUGCACACCUGCUGCGUCUGCUCACUCCUGUGGUCAAACUGUACACUGGGAAGCAGGCUGUGGCUGUGGUGUCGGAGGGUUUGGAAAGCUUCGGUGGACAGGGCUACAUCGAGGAUACCGGGUUGCCUGGUCUACUUCGUGAUGCACAGGUGUUGAGUAUAUGGGAAGGUACCACAAAUGUUCUGUCACUGGAUGUGCUGCGCUGUGUGGCACGUAGCUCAGGAAUGGUUCUUCACGCAUACUUCAGCCAUGUGAAGUCCCUGCUUGCAGGUGCAUCAAGUGUUUCCUCGUUGGCCCCGGCGGUGAAAGCAGUAAAUGGUGCUCUCUCUGAGCUGGAGGACUUUAUUCAGUUAGCAGCUACAAAAUCACCUAGUUACCUGGAACUAGCAGCGAGAGACCUGGCAUACAGCCUGGCUCGCAUUUACACAGGUGCCCUCCUCAUCGACCAUGCAUGUUGGAAAGGAUCCUCUUCAUCUGACACCUAUGCAGCUCUCAGGUGGUGUGAACAAGACUUGUGUCCUGUGGCAACUAAACAGGCGAGGGGCUGCUAUGAACCCAGCACAGCACCACUUGAUGCUGCGCUGGUGUAUGACCGACCUAUCCAAGACUGAACUGUUCAUAACGGAGAUGACUAAGACUGUUUUAUAAAAAGUGAAACAUAGAAAUCAAACUGCAAAUCGAGUUUCUAAUACAAUGUAGUUCCGUCAAUGUGAAGCAUUCAUGUAAUAUGGUAUUUAUUAUAUUUCUAAGUCCACAAUCAAUCAGUAGUUUUGUCUGCAAUAAAUAUGAAACUAUAGAUGCACAAUUUUUGUAGCAUUAUAGUGAUUUUUUUAGAGGCCUGGAUGAGUGAAAAAAAAGUGAAGUGGAUAAAUAAAACAUCAACCUAGGCUUUUUACAUUCACAGCCAUGAAUACUACAAACCACAACAGAUAUACAAACCACAUAAUCACUGGUGCAUAAAUAGUGUUGGGAAGGUUACUUUUGAAAUGUAAGGUAUAAAUGCUAAUAAAUGUAUGUAAAUGUAAUCACUAGUUACCCUGUUCAAAAUGUAUAAAGUAAUGUCACUAUUUUAAUAACUUUCUCAAAGUGAUGUAACUUAUCUCUCAUUUGAUUACUUUUCUAACAAGAGCGAUAAAGCUGAAAAAAUGCCCUGAAAAAGGUCAUGUCAAAAGACGGCAUUCCUGCACAGCGAAAAGAUGCAAAGCAACAGAAUGAAUGUUAUAUUCUACAUAUAAACUUUUACCGAAAAAAUUAUAUUCCAAUGUAACCCCUUUGUAGUUGGCAACAUUUUGAUUAGUAACUGUAAUUUCAUUUCUUUCUUUUUUCUGCAGUAUCUGUAAUUUAUUUCAUCUAUUUUGUAAUUUAGUUACAUGUAACUAGUUACAUUUAACUUGUGUGAAGUCUACAUGAUACUUAGCACAACAAGUCAGAGGCAUUUGGAGCAGGAGGGGCUGAGUACAUGCAGCCUUCCUGGCUGUGGGAGAAAAUGCAUGCAUAAGCUCCAAACUGUGAAAAACGUGAACUUUGCAGUUUCGCUUAAUUUUUACAAUUCUGUUGAACUGUACUUUUUAUUUUUUUAUUAAUUAUUUUGUGCCUUCACUCAGUUUUAUUGCGCCAAACUGUAUAUCUGAAUUGAGUGAGUGCCAAGUAUGCUAACGAUACUACUAAAUGAUUAAAUGGUGUACAGCAUUUGUUCGAAAAUAAAUUAAUAAAGAAUGUGUACGCCCACUUAAAGUUUU
Molecule: messenger RNA, 3348 nt
Organism: Epinephelus moara (kelp grouper)
Lineage: Eukaryota; Metazoa; Chordata; Actinopteri; Perciformes; Serranidae
Product: acyl-CoA dehydrogenase family member 11-like
Exons: 15
Coding region: 313-2220 (635 amino acids)
Molecular function (GO): oxidoreductase activity, acting on the CH-CH group of donors
Source: RefSeq, a predicted model, not a curated record